CUUUAUUGUAUUACAAAAAAAUUAAUUUUUUAUGCCUAAUCGUUGACAUUAAAUUAGUUGAACUUGCUUUGUAUAUGAACAUUUUGUCUGACACUCCGAGAAAUUUAUUAAAAUCAUGAGUGAUUAAGUGACUAACGUUUUAAAUGAUAGAAUUCUAUUAGAAUGGUGUUAAAUCCUUAUUGAAAGUCAGGCUGGUCUUGACCUUCUAACUACAUACCCGACGCCGGGCGGGUACAUAUAACACCUCAUACUCCUUAUUUCUCUCUCUUUCUCUCUCUGUAUCUAGUUGUCCCCCCUCUCUCUCUCUUACACGUUCCCUGGACAGCUUCCGACGUGAACUGGCGAGAUUUCGCAAGAGACUUAACAUUUUUUUGAGUUUGCUGCCAUGGCGGAUGAUAAUAAGGCAACUGCCUGUGCAAGAAGGAACCAACAAUUGAAACGUUGGGCGGACUCUGAUACAAAUAGGGAAUCGAUUGGCGUUCGAGACCGACCUAAAAGAGUUAAUUUUCAGGAUGGUUGUGUCUUUUUAGCAGCAUGUUCUAGUGGAGAUAAAGACGAAGUGAUAAAACUGUUGGCUCGAGGAGCAGAUAUUAACACCGCCAAUGUGGAUGGGCUUACCGCUCUACACCAGGCAUGUAUUGAUGACAAAAUUGACAUGGUGAAGUUUCUUGUUGAUAAUGGUGCUGAUGUUGAUGUCUGUGAUAAUGAAGGUUGGACACCUCUUCAUGCUACAGCUUCAUGUGGCUUUACUGACAUAGCACAAUAUCUUAUCAGCACCUGUGCCAAUAUAGCUGCUGUUAACAAUGAUGGCGAUCUUCCUCUUGAUAUAUGUGAAGACGCCAAAAUGGAAAAGUUGCUUCAAGAAGAAAUGAAUCGCCAAGGUGUGGAUGCUGAAGCAGCACGACGAGAAGAGGAAGAAAUGAUGCUUUCUGAUGCUAACCAAUGGUUAAAUUCCAAUUGUGUGACAGAGCGGCCUCAUGCAAAAACAGGUGCUGUUGCUCUUCAUGUAGCAGCAGCAAAGGGCUAUAUCAAAGUUAUGCAUUUAUUAAUCCAAGCAAAAGCUAAUGUAAAUAUCAAAGACUCAGAUGGUUGGACUCCUCUUCAUGCAGCAGCUCACUGGGGCCAGGAUAGAGCUUGCAAAAUAUUAGCUGAAAAUUUCUGUGAUAUGGACUCAAAAAACAAUGCAGGGCAAACUGCCUUUGAUGUUGCUGAUACUGAACUUCUUUCUUUACUUGAAGAACUCAAAAAGAAACAAGCUAUGCUUAGAGAUAAAACACCCGUACACAAAGAUAUUAUUGUUGCUAGAGGAAUUCCUCCGAAACGAAGAACAUCUGUUACACGAAUGAGUGGAGAUCAAAAGCACAAUGUUGUCCUACAAACAUUAGAACAAGAAAAGGCACAACUUAACAACUACAGAAAAGAUGAGGAAGCCAAAAAGAGUAGUUCAAGUUCAACAAAUGAUGACUCCAGUUCUGAGUCAGAGACAGAACGUCAGAAUCUAAUUAACAAGAACACAUCCAUCCCCCAUACGGAGGAAGAUAAUGCAGCUCUAGCUUCUGACACAACAAAUUCUCAGACUGAAUUCUUAUAUGAUGAUGUAUUUGAAGAACAUGUCUCUGAGACAAAUCCUGACUCUGAGUAUAUUAAUGAUAAUGUCACAUUCACUCUACCUACCGAUGAAACAGAGGUUCAAUUUGAUGAAAUGGAUGUGCCUUCUUCACCAAGUGGUACACAACCUUCCCUGGCAAGCACUCCCUCUGUCAUUGGAUCCCAAAGCAAGACCUCCACAGUCCAAUCCACGAAACCAGAAUUACGUAAAUUUGGCAGUACUAGUACGGUUCCUAAUGAGACUAAUGAACAUGAUGCUGAUGUUAUUCCUCGCUCAGCUUCCACUCCUCGACUUGCAUGUGAUGAUGAUUCUAUUAAUAAGCCAGACUCCCAGCAAACUCCAAGCAGUGUCUCAUCAGGAAAUGUCACUGCUGAGUUUACAGUGACUGCACCCCUAGAACAGCCAACAGAUGACAGAUUAUCCAGCCGCUCGUCCAGCUAUAGCCGGUUCUCUAGUCCCUAUAGCUCCUUUACCAGACAUUAUGUGCCUUACUAUCACAGACUUGCAGAAAAACGUACUGAAAAGCUGAAGAACUCCACUGUAGCCACAACAGCGACCAUAACAACACCGACUUCAACUACUGCACCAAGCAUCAGCAGAAGUUCCCUGGUAAUAGGAGAUAGUUUUGGUGUUAAGAAAAAUGCUGAAUCAACUGAUACCGAUACAAAAGUGACAUCAUCGCUGCCUUCUCCUAGCAUUACUGUAACCAUUGCUAGCACUACUCCUACAAACACUCAAGCUAAUACUUCAACAACCACUACUUCAGUUUCAAUUUCCACACCUACUACAACUACAACAACAAGCAUCACAACGGAUAUAUCAAGACCAUCAUCGACAACUAAAAGAACGUUCGAACCUCCAAAACGAGAUGAGGAGACUGAAACUCAGAGAAAAGCUCGAGCUAGGAAGGCCAGGGAGACCCGUCGUUCAACACAGGGUAUCUCAACAGAAGAUAUUGCUAGAGCAAAGGCUCUGAAGCAAACUGGAACUGAAGAAAAAGAAAACAAAGAAAAAGAACAAGAAUGUGAUAAGGACUCUGACAAAAAUGAUCUUGCUAAGGACCGAUUAUCAAGUGAGAUCAGUAAGGAUGGCUUACUAGACACAACUGUUGCAAGUGAUGAAGUGAACUUGAGAAGUCAUCGAACAUUGGAAGAACGGAGCCAUAGCAACCAAGCGCCAUAUCGAAGACCAAGGGAGUCAGAAUUAUCAACCAGCAGCACACCUAAUAUAUAUUCAAUAGAUUCAUAUUCUCAUGGUCAGCAUAACCAAAGAAAUGUUCUACUAAGUGUAUCUGAUAUUAGUAACACAGGAAAUUCUACUGUUGGUUUCAACAGAACAUCUUCAUUUCGAAACCGAUUUCGAAAUGAAGAGUCAGAAAAGAAGAAAGAAGAAGAAACAAAAGACCCAAGUAAAGAAACGAAAGCUGAUAAAGAAAAAGAUUCAGAGAGAAGAGAAUCGUCCGCCUUGAAAGCCCGCCGAGCCAAGCGGGAAAGAAGAUCAACAGGAGUUAUUAAUUACAAUCUAAAGAGUGAUGAGGAGUCCAAUUCUGUAUCAAAGGAAGAGAAUGAAAGUGAUGACAGCACAAGCCUUAACAGUCGAAUAAACAGUGGUACUAGCAGCCGGUGCGUGUCAACAUCCGACAUCCCUCCGUCCAUCACAGACCGCCACAGUCGCUCCGAUCGACCAAGUUCUUAUGCUGGUUUGAGUAAAUCAACACCUUCAUUAGACAUAGAUUACAAAAAACUUUAUGAAAAUGAAAAAGACGACACAAAUAGGUUAAAGAAAGAGCUUGAUACGAGCAAACGGGAACUUUCGGCGAUGAAAUUAGAACUGGAAAGGUUUCGAAGAUUACAUGAAGGUAGUUCAAUUGAGUCAAACCAACAGAAAAGGGAAAAACGGGCUUUGGAGAGGAAAUUGUCUGAACUUGAGUCUGCAAUGGUCGAAAUGGACAACUUGCGAUCUAUAAAUGCACGACUGAAAGAAGAGAAUGGAGCUUUAAUAAGAGUGGUCAGCAAACUCUCCAAGUAGUCAGAACUGCUUUAUUAUUACAUUUUAUACACAUACACACACAUAUUACUUAUGCCUCUUCUCGUUCUUGUUCUCCUCCCACUUCUCUGUUUACUUACUACAAUUUCUCCCAUUACUUUAAUUCAUCUUUUUUUCCUUUUCAUUACUCCAUCAUCAUCAUCUUCAUCAUCAUCAUGCUCAUUAUCAUCACCAUGUACAUCAUAGCCAGGUUCCCCCAACUCCACACAGUUACGUCAAAAUUUAAACUUUCUGCUUACACUGGAAGUUCAGUUGAAAUCUGAUUCUGUUCUUGUCUUCCAAACUACAGUUCUUGCAUAUAACCGCCAUGCCAACCUUGUUGCAGCUGCUUGGCUCUUGUUGAGUACCUAUUUGCAUGCCAGCAUACACAACUAUGUAGAUAUAAGUAAUGGUUAAAGAUCAACUUAAACUAUAGUUUUGAAGGUGAUGUUUGUCUAGCUUAUAUUGAGGAAUGAGUUCUUUUCAUAUCUCCUGAAAGCUGCCUCCAAAAUUGUAAACCAUUUUAUAUAACCUUUUACUGUUUCUUUAAGUAUUAUUGCACAUUUGACACCUGUUUUUUUUUUUUUUUUUGCUUCAAUAUACCUUUCUCUCUCUGUCCCUCUCCUCUAUCCUUUUUCUCUUUUAUUCUUUCGUUUUCCUCAUAUUCUGCGAAUUUUAGUGUCGAGUAAAUGUGGUGUGUUGUUUCACACAGGCAGAAAUAAUAAUUGAUGAAGGAGCUAUGAACUGUCCAUUUACUCUAUUCCACUCUAUAUUCUUUCUGCUGUCCAUUUGUUUUUUCCUAUUAAUAACUGUCUUAUUUUUGAUUUUUUAAAAUUUGUUUUAAUACUUUUAUCAUCUUCUCUAUUUUAUUCAUCACUAUAACACUUGUUGGUUAUUAUUACUGUUAUUAUUCCACUCCAUUCCUCAUAUUGAUUCUUCUGUUGUGAAAGGUGGGACCUACUACCUAUGCAAUAUGAAGAGUUAGAAGUAUAAAGUCUUAGGCCAUCUUCUAUAAUGUCCAUUGUGAUGUAAAUAGAGCUUGCUAUCAUUCUUGGACAUGCUAUCAAUUUUUGUUUCUGAAACCUCUUCAUUUGAUUCUUAAUUAUGUUCAUAUAAUUGUAAACUACCUGCAGUGAAUUAUUUUAUCAAACCCAACAUCCCAAAAUAAAAGGCAUAGAUUUUCAUGUCUGAUCCUUUUAUUGUUGUUAAUUUUUCUUCUUAGAUAUUGAGUGAAAAUGAUGGAAAGCAUGUAGCUUGCCAACUUUUUGGAACUAAUACAGGGAAAACUUUUUUUUCGUUUUCUUUUUUAAAUUUCUUAUCAGCUAGAAUGUUUUAUUUUGAAAUAAUUUGAAGGAAAGGCAAUUCCAACUUUUUAAAGAUCAAUUUGAUACGAUGUGAAAUAAUAAGAGAAAAAAUUUAUAUUUGUCUUUUAGUUCAAGCCUACUUUUUUCAUUUCAGAAUGUACUUCACUUCUGUCUGUAUUUAUGUGUGUGUAAAAUGUAUAUAAUCUGCACAUACACAUAUACAGCUUGGUAUUAGGCUUAAAUUUACUCCUAGAAUAUUUAGAUGGUAGAGGGGAAAAAUCUAUAUUAAUUCUUUAUAUAGUUUUUGACUAAUUUUAGACUUUUAAUCUUGUUUAAAGAAUACCAAAUGUUUUUCUUUUAUGACCUCACAUUUUAAUUUUCUGUAAAUUCAUUUUCUUUGUAUUUAGUAGGAAUCAUUGUGUGAAUGUUACUGAAGCAAAAGAAAGACGUUUGUACAUUACUGCAUAUACUCUGACAAGUUGUGGUGCACCUGAGCACUGUAUACAAUAAUUUCAUUAUUAUAAGGAAGUAGUUGACAAUCAUAUUUCAUGACCAGGUUUAGAAUAUACUGAAUUUCUCUCUUAAAUUGUGGUACUUAUAGGUUGUGUUUUUAUAAUAAGAAAUUAAGGCUAUUUCUUUCUUUUUUUUUUUUUUUUGUUAUCUUUCUCCUACUCAGCAAUAUUUUUUCCUGUUUUAAAAAAAUCAUUUUAGUAUUUUUAAUACACACACACACAGCAAGUAUGUAUUCUUUAUACAAAUAUUUAAAAAAUGCUUAAUUCACACUUGUGCAGAUGAGCAGUCAGCACUCUCUCUCUCUCUCUCUCUCUCUCUCUCUCUCACACACACACACACAUUAGUGUGUGUAGGGAACCAGAAAACCAACACAGUACUCUACAUUCUGGUGUUGUGGCCUUAUUCCUCACCUCUUCAUUAAUCUACUGAAGAAUGUAGACAUUAUGCCAAAAAGUUUAGACAGUAUGGAAACUUAGCAGAAUUGAUAUCUUCCUUUGGCUUCAUGCACUUGCAGGAACAAGCAUGUCUCUCAUGCAUAUAUAUAUAUAUAUAUACAUCAAAUUUUCUUUCAUUUUCUCAAAAGAAAAUUUGUUUAGAAUUUCUGUUUUCUAUUUAGUACUUAUUUUAUUUGAUGCUGGUGAGAUAUCAAAUGCCUACCAAACGACAGCCAAUCUCCUAGAGUACGCAUUGUAGAGUAAUGUAAUUGUUCAAGUAGCUCCAGUCUUGUUGGUUUUCAUUCUUGGUUUUAAUAAGAAAAAAAAAAGUUUUGAGAAUAUAGAUUACAAAGACAAGAACUUAUGUUGAGUGUGACCUGUAUUAUUUAGUACUAUUUUCUGGAUAUCAUAUAUGCUAGGUUUUUCUGGUAUUUUUACAAGGAUAUCAUUGGAGCACUAAGGGUCAUAAAGAAACUAGUCAGUCACAACUGGUAUUGUUUCUGUCUUCAGCUAUUACAUCCUGCUUGUUUCAAUUUCAAGGUCUUUAUACCAGGCAAGUUUAUCAUAUUCCUUGGUAAGUACAUUUUUUAACAAAUGGUAUUGUCAUAUAUAUAUAUAGUAGGCAGGUCUUGCUCCGGACGUCUUUAACAAUAAUGUCUGGGUGGUUGGCAUUAAUUUUGCAAUCACUAUAUACUGCUAAGUCCCUAGCGAUGGUAAUAUCAUUACUUUCUACUACUGGUUUAGUGUUCAGACCAGCUUUACGCAUAUUCAGUUCCAGUGAAUGUAUUGGGCCAUCUGUGUCAUGUCUGGUUUUAUAUUUGAUUGGAGCCAGCAUUAGGCAUCCAGCUACACUAUAGUCAAUUGUUUUGUCAUGGGCAUUACUGACUCUGCACAUGAGGGUCUGCUCCAUUUUUGAUGUUGGUUUGAUAAUUCAUAGUUUAUAGGGAGAAAGAAUGAAUCCCUCUGGCUUCAACCCUGAACUCUGCAGCCACUGAUAGGUUUUUGAUUGGUUUACAUUAGCUUCCUAGGUAUGGAGUGGGUAUAAGCCAUAGAGAGGCUUCAGCUGCCAUCUAUUUUCAAAAUUUUAAGUCUUUCUGUUUUUGCUUUCAUCCUAUGCAUUUUGACUAUCUUUUUUGGCAUUUGGUCAGCUUCGUUAGCCAUUUCUAUUUUUGCAGUGUGUAUCUCUACUCUAUUUCUGAGCUUCUUUGUUCACUGAAUGAAGCAUCUUCUGGGUUUCAUGUACUCUCACUCAUAUCAUCAUCCAGUCAUUGGUCUUGCUUAAGUACUUCUGCAGCCCAGCCUUAGCUCUCUUCUACCUUCUUUCCUUGACAGGUAGAGGCGGUCUAUAUCUAUCUUUGGAUGGUACAUUUUAUUGGUAGUUAUAUGUUUUUUGGUUUUUGUCUUCAUUCUUAGGUUUCAGUUGAUGACAUUGAAACCAUAUUAUACAAAAGGUACUGCUAAACUUUUAAUACCUUCUAUGCAAUUCUUGGAGCUCACUUUCCAGGACCUACCUUACUCUUCUGUAGCACUCCUUUUAACAUUGGCAGUUUCGGCUGGGAAAGUUCUUCAAAUUCCUUUCAAGGUAACACUGGAUGAUUUUGUUUCUUUGAUUGUGCAAAGAGUUGUCAUUCCUGUACUCUCUAUUCUAUGGAUGGUGAAUUGCAGCUCUAACACCAGAGCACCUCCUGACAGUUCUGCCAUUUUCAGCCAAUAAAUUGUGGGUAAUAUGUCUCAAGCAUCUCCCAUGUUUUAAUGAGUGAAAAUGAAUGAGAUUGCCAGAUUCAUCAUUCUUAUACAAGUUCUUUUGUUUUUAAAAGAAAACCAUCUGAUACCAUACAAUGUUUUUGAAUGGAGAUAGUUGGAAGACAUGUUGUAUCGAUGCCAUGUGGUGGAUUAAUAUCAGGUUAUUGGUGUAGGUAUGAUCUUACCAGAUGAAUCCAAAUUUUGCAGCACUGCUACAGAUAGUUGGUUUUCUUUCACUUCUUCAGUAGUACUCCUUUAUCCUUGGAAACUGGUCAAGGCCUUCACAGUCAUUCCAUAACACAAGGACAUUCUUUAGAUUGGUAUCUGUUUUGAGUUCUAACAACCACUCACUGAUAAUUAAAUUGACAGGCUGAGUCCUGAGUGAAAGAAGCAAUAUUAUUAUUAUUAUGAUACUUUGGGUCAAAAUAUUAGUGUCGCACAAAGUCUUAAGGUAUUUAGUUUUGAUCUUCAUAUUCUCAGUUCCAAACCUAUCAAGGUUAACUUUGCUUUUCAUUCUUCUAGGGGUUUGAUUAAAUGAUUACCAGUAAUAUCUCAAUCAACUUAUAUAUUACGUAAUCAAUAUAACUAUUUUUUUUUUAUUGUAGGAUGCUCUUACACUUUUUGUUUUCCUUUUCUAUCUCUUUCUCCCUCCCUUCCUUUACCUCUCUCUUUCCGUUUCUUAUUGUGUAUGUAUAGCUGCAGUCCAAGUUAGCAGGUUGGCUAAAGGUUAAACCGCAGUGUGUGCAUGCAAAUGUGUAAAAAAAUUGCAUCUUAAAUUUUGUUAAAAGUAUCCUUCUCUCAGGUUACUCAAUUCUCGAUUGUCACAUCUAGAUUGUAUCAUCUCGCAUGUUGGUUCUUUUUUUUUUUUUUUUAAAUUCUUUUGCCAUUUUUUAAAGUCUCUUAUUUUUUUUGUUUUGUUUUUCAAACUCUGACACCUAGUGUACAUAAUGAAACUUCGAGGUGGGCCAAUCACAAUGGUGCUAUCCUGACUUACCAGUUUUUCCAUAAUCUUCCGGUUGUUGUUGCUUAGACAAUUCUUAUAUAUGAAAGAGUAUAUGGGCCUCUGUUGAUUUUGACGAAAGUAUUGUGGGUGUUUGAUUAACUGAGCCACCUCCUCAUUGAAUUAGGGUGUGAAUGCUUGGGUUUGCCACAGACGCACCUUUUGAGGUAAUGAUCCUCAGGCAGAAUCAGUGUGAGACAAGGCUGGCCUUUUUUUUUGAUUAUAAGUACAGUCCAUACAACAAGCUUCCACACUUUCCAACUCAAUUCCACUUAGUUUGAGUCAACUUGAAUCAAGUAAACGACUCUUGCCCAAAAUGCCACAAAAUGGGAUUGAGACACAUAUUGUAUACAUUGUGUGUAUGAAUAUGAAUUGGUGUGUAAGUAGAUUCUAAAGCUUGUUUGGUUUCUGUAUGUGUGUGUGAGAGAAAGAUUAAUCCAUACAAAAUCGAAAUGUAUGUGCAUAGUAACUUGAAUAUAUAAAAAAUAAGCAAAAUAAAGUAAUCUUUAUGCUGUAAUAUUUUUUACUGUUAAACUGUUUGCUGCACAGAUCAAAGUGUAAAUAACCAAAAUUGGAAUAGAUUCUAUUUUUGUAGAUAGUAUGAAAAUGACUGGCAAUCCCUGGUCUGUCACCUGCAAAAUAGGGAAAUUAACAAACCUUAUUUUUGCCACAUACUCCACACACAUGCAUACACACACACUUUGGUACACAGUUAUUCAGAGUAAUUGACAGUGUAUAUAUACAUUCGUGUGUGUUUAUGUGUGCAUAUGUCCAUGCACACACACACACACAUUUAUUUUAAUCUCAUUUGGAGACUUGCCUUGUUAAUUAUGUUUCUCAUCAUUGAGCUUCAAAUCUUUUUGACUUGCCUUAAAUUUAAAAUAGAUUCACGUGUUUACAAAAUAAUAUGCCACAAACAACCCUGUGUUGAAUUAUACUAUAAACAAAGUACUAGUUGUAUUAGUUUGUGGUUAUUCUACAAAGGAACGAUGUGGUUGAAUGUGUGUGUUUGUGUGUGUGUGAGCCUGUAAGUAGUAGUCUCUCAUUUGAGUAUUUUUGCUUAUAAUUUGAAAUUUGAUUGAUUUUAAAAAGCAAUGUUUUUCUUGUGGGAUUCUCCUCCUCCUUCAAAGUGCAACUUCAAAUUAAUUAUAGCAAAAAAAUUUUAUGUAUUAACGAUUGUCUCUUCUACAAAAUCUUUCAGCUAGAAUACUUUGUUCAAUAUAGCUGGAAAAGUACAGGAACUUCAUUGAAGUUGUGUUGUUUUCUAAAGAAUUAUUAUUCUUACUAUAGAAUAUGCAAUAAAUUGUAUUUAUACUAAAUAUAUAUAUAAUAUGUUUGUGUGUGCGUGUGUGAGAUUAAGCACAUGGUUGUUAUAUUCUUGCUGGCCAUUCCGUGAUAUUCUAUGUAGGGAACUCAAGUAAUGUAGUAAUUCUUGGGAAUAUUUAGAUGUUUAGAUGUGUGAUGACUUCGUUCUGCAAGAUAACUGAGCAGUAAUGUUAAUUUUUCAACAUUGCUGAAACACCUAUUUAAAUUAUAUAUAUAUAUAUGUAUAUAUAUGUAUAUAUAUAUAUAGGCACCUCUGUAAAUAUUGGAUUGCUGUGUAAAUAUUGUACAUUUUUCUAUGGGGUCUAAUUUAUUAUGUUGCUGUGUUCCUCACCCCUUAUGCUUAUCAAAUGUGUUUGUCUACUCAUCAACUUCUUGAUCUCAUUUGUUUGUUUUCCUUUUCAAUU
Molecule: messenger RNA, 10358 nt
Organism: Octopus sinensis (East Asian common octopus)
Lineage: Eukaryota; Metazoa; Mollusca; Cephalopoda; Octopoda; Octopodidae
Product: protein phosphatase 1 regulatory subunit 12A
Exons: 23
Coding region: 386-3637 (1083 amino acids)
Biological process (GO): signal transduction
Cellular component (GO): cytoplasm
Molecular function (GO): phosphatase regulator activity; protein kinase binding; enzyme inhibitor activity
Source: RefSeq, a predicted model, not a curated record